GUUACCAAAACAACUUCAUUUUCCCUCUCUGUCACACUCGACUUGUUUAUCUCUGAAAAACUAUUUGUUCCACAUUAUGGAGAAGCAGGUAAUGAAAUUAGCGUCACAGAAGGCGGUAGUAAUAUUCAGCAAGUCAUCUUGUUGUAUGUCUCACACUAUUAAGUCUUUGUUUUAUGAUCUUGGAGUAAGUCCGGCAGUCUAUGAACUUGAUGAGAUUUCUAAUGGAAGAGAGAUCGAAAGAGCACUUCAAAAAUUAGGAUGUAACCCUUCGGUUCCUGCUGUGUUCAUUGGUGGCCAAUUGAUUCAUAAUCCAACCAGCACCGUCAUGUCUCUUCACCUUAGUGGUUCUCUUAUUCCUAUGCUUAAAAGAGCCGGAGCCAUUUGGCUUUAAGAAUAAUCAAGUUAUAACGAGCCAACUCUGACACCAUAAUCAACUGGCUGGCUAGCUAGCUAGCAAUAACAAUACCAGAAGAAGCUUGCCGAUUGCAUUAUAAUACAUAGUUACCCUGAUUGUAACACUUAAACCCGU
Messenger RNA from Papaver somniferum (opium poppy), 529 nucleotides. Its product is annotated as monothiol glutaredoxin-S3-like. Lineage: Eukaryota; Viridiplantae; Streptophyta; Magnoliopsida; Ranunculales; Papaveraceae. The coding region runs from base 77 to 391 and encodes 104 amino acids. The transcript has a single exon. The record is from RefSeq and is a predicted model, not a curated record.